This is a messenger RNA of Penicillium oxalicum, 2394 nucleotides long. RefSeq names its product cysteine--tRNA ligase. Gene Ontology annotation, cellular component: cytoplasm. Gene Ontology annotation, biological process: cysteinyl-tRNA aminoacylation. The transcript is spliced from 2 exons. Lineage: Eukaryota; Fungi; Ascomycota; Eurotiomycetes; Eurotiales; Aspergillaceae. The record is from RefSeq and is a predicted model, not a curated record. The coding region runs from base 1 to 2394 and encodes 797 amino acids. Gene Ontology annotation, molecular function: ATP binding; cysteine-tRNA ligase activity.
AUGUCCUCACGUCAACAGCCGCCAUGGCGGCAACCGCCCACCCCAACGGGCGUAGAGCUUCCCCCGUUGCAAGUAUGGAACUCGCUCACCAAGUCCAAGACGCCCUUUGUUCCCUUGGACCCAUCUGGGAAGAAGGUAUCUUGGUAUGCGUGCGGACCGACCGUCUACGAUGAUGCGCAUUUGGGGCACGCGCGGAACUAUGUCAGCACGGAUAUCAUUCGGCGCAUUAUGCGCGACUAUUUCAAGUUCGAUGUCAAAUUUGUGAUGAACAUUACAGAUGUCGACGAUAAGAUCAUCCUCCGCGCUCGUCAACAAUAUCUUUUCAACGAAUACAUCGCUGCGAAUGCCACCAUUACACCAGAAGUCCUCGAUACCGCCCAGAAAGCAUAUAGCGCAUACAUCAAGAAAAAUCUCGCUCUUCUGGACCCCGCGCUGCCUGCAGCGCAAUAUCAAAAGGAGGUCGGAAAGACCUAUGCGACAGUACUGAAUGGCGGCGCUCUCCCGGGCAACGAGAAGGCCGGUGACGAUGAAGCCAAAGUGAAGAUGCACAUCAAAACCGCCGCUUCGGCCGCUAGUGCCCUGGAAAUGGCAGAGAAUGGAAGCGAGGGUGACGCCGCCGCUUUCGCCAAGCUGUUCUUUACCCAGGCGCAGGAUGUUCUCCUGCCCUACUUGGAUGCCUUGAAGGGCUCUUCGAUCGACGCGGACGACCACGGUAUCUUUACCAAGCUGACAAAGAAAUACGAAGAUCGCUUUUUGAAGGACAUGCGAGAUCUGAAUGUCCUCGAUCCCGAUGAGUUGACUCGCGUGACGGAGUAUGGUGCGGAGAUUGCGGAUUUCGUCGAGCGCAUUGUCAAAAACAAGUUCGGUUAUGUGACCGAGGACGGCUCUGUCUACUUCGAUAUCCGUGCAUUCGAGGCGGCAGGCCAUCCCUACGCCCGACUUGAGCCCUGGAGCCGAUCCGACAACAAACUGGCCGCGGAGGGUGAGGGCUCUCUGAUUGCCAAGACCACAGAGAAGCGGAGUGCGUCCGACUUUGCGUUGUGGAAGUCAUCAAAGCCCGGUGAGCCAAGCUGGACAAGUGCAUGGGGCAAGGGUCGUCCAGGCUGGCACAUUGAAUGCUCGGCCAUGGCCUCAGCCCGACUGGGCAAACAGAUGGACAUUCAUUCCGGUGGUAUUGACCUCGCGUUCCCGCAUCAUGACAACGAGCUUGCUCAGAGUGAGGCGUACUGGGACGAUGGUCAUAAAUGCGAACAGUGGGUCAACUACUUCUUGCAUAUGGGUCACUUGUCUAUUCAGGGUUCGAAGAUGUCCAAAUCUCUCAAGAAUUUCACAACUAUCCGAGAGGCUCUUGACCGCAAGGACUGGACACCCCGCAGUCUGCGUAUUGUCUUCCUUCUUGGUGGCUGGAAGGAAGGCUGUGAGAUCACUGAUGAAUUGGUGAGCUCUGGAAACGCUUGGGAAGACAAGCUCAACAACUUCUUUUUGAAGGUCAAGGAUGCCUCUGCCCUUCAAGGCUCAGGCAGUGAUACCAGCUUCGCGGAUGAUCUGGAAGCUGCCAAGGCUGCUGUUCACAAGCACCUGUGCGACUCAUUUAACACGCCGGGUGCAAUGCAAGCCGUUUCUGAGCUCAUCACCAAGUACAACACCGCCGACAAGGCGACGCUUGACCCCAAGGUCGUCGAAGCUGCUGCUGUCUGGGUGACAUCAUUUGUUAACAUGCUCGGCCUGAAUGGCACUGAGUCGGUUGAGAGCACCACAGUUGGCUGGUCAGGCAUCGAUGUCCCCGACGAGGCCAAGCCUUUUGUCUACCCGCUCGCCUCGAUGCGAGACACGCUUCGCCAGGCAGCUCGCUCGAAGGACGGUAUUUCAUCGCAACAGAUUGAGGAGACACUCAACACGACCUUGCCGGCUGAAGUCUCGGAUGCCACGAAACCAUAUGCGAAUGCAGUCGCCAACUUCCGGGACAGAGUUUCCUCUUUGAAGUCCUCAGCCUCAAUUGAGAAGGACAUUCUCGCCCUCUGCGACCGCGUUCGAGACGUUGAUCUUUUCGACCUGGGGAUCUAUCUCGAAGAUCGGGACAAUCUCCCGGCUCUUGUUCGUCCAGUCACUCGCGAGAUGAUCCAAGCGCGAGAGGAAAAGGAAGCGCGUGCGAAACAAAAGCAGCUGGAAAAACAAAAGCGCGAGCAGGAGGCACUGAAGCAAUUAGAAAAAGGCAAGUUGAGCCACCUGGAGAUGUUCCGGACGAACGAAUACAGCGCCUGGGAUGAGGAUGGCCUGCCGACGCGGGAUGCCGCUGGCGAGGAGCUCACGAAGAGCAGAACGAAGAAGCUCCGCAAGGACUGGGAGCGCCAGAAGAAGGCGCACGAGGCUUGGCAAGCGAGUCAAGCUAAAUAA